UCAGAUGCAACACCUACCCCCACCUUGUCCCAGCAGCAAGAACUUGCUAAUCUUUAGCCACUAAUCUUUUAGUCUUUAAUCUGCUUUCCAAAUUCUUGGCACCUGAGCUAUUUAUAAAGAAGUAUUUUAUGCCCCCCUCCCAUAACUCUAUUCUUCUUCGCUGACCCCCACCAAUCUAAACUCAAAGGACCUUAAGUAUAAGAGGCUGAGGAGGCGAGCAUAGCAACCAGACCUGGAGACGGAUGUGAGCUUCAUCUCUCUCCCAAGGUGCUCAAGAGUGCUCCAGCUAUCCCAGGAAGCCUUGCUCCUUCUGGAGAAUAGGCAAUAUGAAAAGGCUCAACAUCAACUCCAUGGCCAACAUGUCAAGGGUGUAUAAGAAGACCUGCUCCAAUGGGAAGCUUGCCAUCUACCUGGGGAAACGGGACUUCGUGGACCAUGUGGACAUGGUGGAUCCCAUUGAUGGUGUAGUCCUGGUUGAUCCUGAUUACUUAAAAGGUCGAAAGAUGUUUGUCAUGUUGACAUGUGCCUUUCGCUAUGGCCAUGAUGACUUGGACGUGAUCGGUCUGACAUUCCGCAAAGAUCUGUAUGUACAGGUGCAGCAAGUGUUCCCACCUGAGCCCACCAGCACCCAGGGGCCCCUCACAGUCCUACAGGAGCGACUGCUGCAAAAGUUGGGGGACAAUGCCUACCCCUUUACCCUGCAGAUGGUUGUUAACCUGCCCUGUUCAGUGACACUGCAGCCAGGUCCCGAAGAUGCAGGAAAGGCCUGUGGGAUUGACUUUGAAGUGAAGAGCUUCUGUGCUGAAAACCUGGAGGAGAAAAUCUCCAAGAGAGACUCUGUACGGCUGGUGGUUCGGAAAGUACAGUUUGCACCCCUGGAACCAGGCCCUGGUCCCUGUGCCCAGACUGUCCGCCACUUCCUUCUGUCAUCUCAGCCCCUACAACUCCAGGCCUGGAUGGACAGGGAGGUUCACUACCAUGGCAAACCCAUCUCUGUCAAUGUUUCUAUCAACAACUGCACCAACAAGGUCAUCAAAAAAAUCAAGAUUUCAGUCGACCAGAUCACAGACGUUGUCCUGUAUUCCCUAGACAAGUACACCAAGACCGUGUUCACUCAGGAGUUCACGGAGACUAUAGCUGCUAACUCCAACUUCUCUAAGAGCUUCGCAGUAACCCCACUCCUGGCUGCCAACUGCCAGAAACAGGGCCUGGCACUGGAUGGCAAACUCAAGCAUGGUGAUACUAAUCUGGCCUCUAGCACAAUUCUUCAUUCCAGUCUUCAACCUGGAAUGAACAAGGAGCUGCUGGGGAUCCUGGUGUCCUACAAACAUCCUAGGCGACCUGAUUACCAGCGAUGUUGGUGUGGAGCUGCCCCUGAUCCUGAUGCAUCCAAAGCCAUCACAUGCUCUGAGGACAUAGUCAUUGAGGAGUUCGCUCGUCAGGAGCACCGUGGGGAGGAUAGCCAGGAGGCUUUGGCGGCGGAGGGGGGUGAGGGAAGCUGAGCACCAAGCUCUGGUGCCUCUGUGUGGGAGCCCUACUGUAACGCUCUAAUAAAUCAGCUUGUCCAAGACAUA
Molecule: messenger RNA, 1574 nt
Organism: Neofelis nebulosa (Clouded leopard)
Lineage: Eukaryota; Metazoa; Chordata; Mammalia; Carnivora; Felidae
Gene: ARR3
Product: arrestin 3
Exons: 17
Coding region: 327-1502 (391 amino acids)
Biological process (GO): signal transduction; G protein-coupled receptor internalization; visual perception
Molecular function (GO): G protein-coupled receptor binding
Source: RefSeq, a predicted model, not a curated record